AUGGCGUCGCCCCCGCUGGCGGCCGGGAGCGGCGGCGAGGGGAGCUCGGGCUCGGCGGGGCCGGAUCCGUCCGAUCGGCAGCUGUCCACCUUGUUCGAGCAGGCGGCCGAACGGCUGCCCGCCCUGCUGCCCAGCGCCAGCAAGGAACAGCUGCUGUACCUGUACGCUCGCUACAAGCAGGUGAAAUUUGGGACCUGUAACACUCCAAAGCCAAGCUUCUUUGAUUUUGAGGGGAAGCAGAAAUGGGAAGCUUGGAAAGCCCUGGGAGACACCAGUCCUCAUCAGGCUAUGCAGGAGUACAUUGCUACAGUGAAAAAACUGGACCCCAACUGGAAUCCACAGACGACAGAGAAGAGGGGGAAAGAAAGCAAAACUGCGUUUGGAGGCCCUGUUGUCAGCUCGCUGUAUCAAGAAGAAACAAUCAGGGAAGAGGACAAGAACAUUUUUGAUUACUGCAGAGAAAACAACAUUGACUACGUAACCAAAGCCAUUCAAUCGAAAAAAGUGGAUGUGAAUGUUGCAGAUGAGGAGGGCAGGGCUCUGCUCCACUGGGCAUGCGACAGAGGACACAAGGAGCUCGUUUCAGCACUGUUACAGCACGCUGCCGACAUUAACAGCCAGGACGGGGAAGGCCAGACUGCACUCCAUUACGCCUCCGCCUGUGAGUUUUCUGACAUCGUGGAGCUGCUGCUACAAUCCGGAGCCGACCCCACACUGCGGGACAAGGAGGGCUGCCUGCCAGAGGAGGUGACAGACUGUAAGGCCAUCACCUCGGCCCUGCAGCGGCACACAGCAGGCAAGGUGUAGCCGUGCCAUGCGGCCGGAUGGGUACCAUCGUGCAGCAAAGCCCUGCUCUCCUCCAAGCAGGCUGCGGGUCAGGGUUUUGCAUGCUCUGACAUCUAGCAGUAUUCCGGGGUAAGGAGGGGGGACAGGACUUGGAUAGGUCCCUGUGUUUUAGUGCACACUGCCGGGGAGGGCUGCUGGCACAGCCGGGGCCAUGGGGUUGCAUUACGGUUUGGGUUUUUUUUUUCUCUUGGGUCCAAGCAAAACACUAUAAAUAAAACAAGCACAGUGUUGGGA
Lagopus leucura (white-tailed ptarmigan) is the source of this 1080-nucleotide messenger RNA. RefSeq names its product acyl-CoA binding domain containing 6 (gene ACBD6). Gene Ontology annotation, molecular function: protein binding; fatty-acyl-CoA binding. The transcript is spliced from 8 exons. NCBI's taxonomy places the organism in Eukaryota, Metazoa, Chordata, Aves, Galliformes, Phasianidae. Bases 1 to 807 code for a protein of 268 amino acids. The record is from RefSeq and is a predicted model, not a curated record.